Messenger RNA from Nanorana parkeri, 511 nucleotides. RefSeq names its product profilin family member 4 (gene PFN4). The transcript is spliced from 4 exons. The record is from RefSeq and is a predicted model, not a curated record. Gene Ontology annotation, cellular component: cell cortex. The coding region runs from base 13 to 399 and encodes 128 amino acids. Lineage: Eukaryota; Metazoa; Chordata; Amphibia; Anura; Dicroglossidae. Gene Ontology annotation, molecular function: actin monomer binding.
UGAUGUGCAGCAAUGACCCAGAUACAGAACUUGUUGUACGAUUCUUUGGUAAAGACACAACAUGUGGAGAGCGCCGCCCUUAUCAAGAUCAAAGAAGGGAUAGCGGUCACCUCACCCCCACGAUUUGACUUGCAGCCUCAGCACAUCCAGGUGAUCAUUGACGCCUUCAAGAACACACCAGCCCUAAGAAGAGACGGGUUCAACUUCCGGGAGAGGAAUUACAAGUGUGUCCGAGCUGAUAAGAAUUCUGUCUACGCUAAAUGUGACGAUGACGGCCUUGUCAUGGUAAAAACCAAAUCCAACAUCCUGCUCGCUGUGUACCGGGAAGGAAUGUAUCCCAGCGUGUGUGUGGAGGCCACUGAGAAACUAGGUUCUUAUUUCCGGGAGAAAGAAAUAUGAUCUUCACGCACUUCAAGGUGGAUAAAGAGGAGAUGGAAAUUCACAGGAUGAAGUGUGACGGUGGACCAUGAAUGGAGAUGAGAGGACUUACUUUGCCUCCACUGAGAGGCCG